Molecule: messenger RNA, 1752 nt
Organism: Rotaria socialis
Lineage: Eukaryota; Metazoa; Rotifera; Eurotatoria; Philodinida; Philodinidae
Source: the annotation of a GenBank genome assembly
AUGGCUUAUUCUCGUUUUAUUCUACUUUCAAUACGUAAUUAUGUUUUUCAUACAAAGCCUAAAUUACGUUUCUUAUCUACAACACGUCCCAUUUAUUACGAAUCGGUAUCUCAACAUGCAAAUAAUGUAGCUUUAAUUGAUCAUUCAUCUUCAUAUACCUAUGGUCAAUUGUAUUCUGUUGCACGUAAACUUUCUCGUCGUCUUGUUCCACUUUGCCAACAACAACAAAAGUCAACAGAUGAUACACACGAUAAAAGUAGUGUACAAUUAGGUGUACUCUGUCCAAAUGAUGCAUCAUUUAUUGUUGCUAUGUGGGCUUCAUGGAUGGUUGGUGCCACUGUAGUUCCUUUAUCACUACAACAUCCACCAGCAUCACUUGCCUAUUUUCUUAAUGAUGCAAAGUGUCGAGGAGUCAUUGUUGGUGAUGAUCGUGGUAAUGAUUUAAUCAAAACAACGUUAGAAAACAAUUCACAAAUUGAUAUACCGAUUGUAAAUAUCCAUAAAAAGAAUUUAUCAACAAAAGUUACACCAGAAGAUAUUAAUGAUGAUCUAUUGUUAUCAACAACGAUAGAUCGUACUGAACGAUCAAAUGCUUUGAUUAUAUAUACAAGUGGAACAAGUGGCAAACCAAAAGGAUGUGUAUUAACAUUUGAUGCUGUUCAAGCACAUGUUGACUCCAUGAUAAAAGCAUGGCGAUGGACUAAAGAUGAUGUGAUAUUACAUGUUCUACCUCUUCAUCAUGUUCAUGGUCUUAUAAAUGCACUGUUAACUCCACUUUUUAUUGGCGCUACAAUUAUUAUGCUUCCACACUUUGAUGCAUCAAAGUCUUGGGAACAUUUAGUUCAACCUGGUUUUGACAAACAUAUAACAGUUUUUACAGCUGUACCAACAAUCUAUUCUAAACUUAUCUAUGAUUAUGAUGCCAAAUUAGCAUCACGUCCUCAGACAAGAGAUUUUGUACGCGAACAAUGUUCACAAAUGAUUCGUUUGAUGAUGUGUGGUUCAGCUGCACUACCUGAAAGUAUUUAUCGACGAUGGUAUGAAAUAAGUGGUCAUAGUCUUCUUGAACGUUAUGGAAUGACAGAAUGCGGAAUGGCUUUAACUAAUCCAUUGGAUGGGGAAAGAAUUCCAGGUACUGUCGGUCGACCAAUGCCUGGUGUUGUCGUUCGAAUUGUACGAGAAAAUACAACGUCACCAACCGGUUAUGAAACAUUAGUAGAGGCUGAUAGUGAUAAUACAAAAGUAGAAAUAAAGAAUACAGACGAGCCGAUUGAAGGUGAACUUCUAAUUCAAAGUCCAACCUUAUUCAAAGAAUAUUGGCGGAAGCGUAAGGAAACUCGCGCAACAUUUACUGUCGAUGGUAGUUUCUUUAAAACUGGUGAUAUUUGUCGUUAUGAUUCAGAAAAAAAUGUUUUUUCAAUUCGUGGUAGACAAUCAAUGGAUAUAAUUAAGCGUGCUGGUUAUAAAAUAUCGGCAUUAGAUAUUGAACGUAUUCUAUUAGAACAUAAAGAUAUAUUGGAAUGUUCAGUCGUUGGUAUUGAUGAUCCAGCAUUAGGUCAAAAGAUCGUUGCGAUUAUUGUACCAAAAUCAUUAAAUAAUAUAUCGAAUUUAACCAUAGAUACAAUACGUCAAUAUUCCAAACAAUAUUUACCAAACUAUUCACUACCAGACUCGAUAACCAUUCUCGAUCAUAUUCCGCGCAAUGCCAUGGGUAAAGUCAAUAAAAAAGAACUCGCUCGUUUAGCUGUUUAA